UCCGCGGCUUGUCCCCGGAAGUGUUGUUGCUUGUCGUGAGUGUGAUGGCUUCAAGGUUACUUCGCGGAGCCGGAGCGCUGGCCGCGCAGGCCCUGAAGGCCCGCGGUCCUAAUGGGGUGGUCGCGGUGCGCUCCAUGGCAUCUGGAGGUGGUGUUCCUACUGAUGACGAGCAGGCGACUGGACUGGAGAGGGAGGUCAUGAUGGCUGCACGGAAGGGACUGGACCCAUACAAUAUACUACCACCAAAGGCAGCUUCAGGCACCAAGGAAGACCCUAAUUUAGUCCCCUCCAUCACUAACAAGCGAAUAGUGGGCUGCAUCUGUGAAGAGGACAACAGUGCCGUCAUCUGGUUCUGGCUGCACAAAGGCGAGACUCAGCGAUGCCCUAGCUGUGGAACCCAUUACAAGCUGGUGCCCCAUCAGCUGGCCCACUGAGCCCUUGCAUUAGCUUCUGAAAAUGUGCUGUAACAUUUCUUCUUUCCAAUAAAGACUAGCCAUGCUGUUGGCUCCUCCCGUA
This is a messenger RNA of Carlito syrichta (Philippine tarsier), 516 nucleotides long. Its product is annotated as cytochrome c oxidase subunit 5B, mitochondrial. NCBI's taxonomy places the organism in Eukaryota, Metazoa, Chordata, Mammalia, Primates, Tarsiidae. The coding region runs from base 45 to 434 and encodes 129 amino acids. The record is from RefSeq and is a predicted model, not a curated record. Gene Ontology annotation, biological process: mitochondrial electron transport, cytochrome c to oxygen. The transcript is spliced from 4 exons. Gene Ontology annotation, cellular component: mitochondrial envelope.